Microstroma glucosiphilum is the source of this 1329-nucleotide messenger RNA. Its product is annotated as putative alpha-methylacyl-CoA racemase. The transcript is spliced from 3 exons. The record is from RefSeq and is a predicted model, not a curated record. NCBI's taxonomy places the organism in Eukaryota, Fungi, Basidiomycota, Exobasidiomycetes, Microstromatales, Microstromataceae. Gene Ontology annotation, molecular function: catalytic activity. Bases 1 to 1329 code for a protein of 442 amino acids.
AUGGUUUCCUCUUCCUCUUCCUCUUCUUCCUCCCCCUCAUCCAGCCUACCCCUCACAGGUCUCAAGGUCGUCGAGUUCGCCGGUCUAGCUCCAGGUCCCAUGGUCGGCCUCGUCCUAGCCGACUUUGGAGCAGACGUGAUCCGCAUCGACAAGGUCGGUGCAGCUCUCAACGCCGAUGGGCUCUGCAGAGGGAAACGCAGCAUUGCAGUGGAUCCCAAGACAGGGGAAGGACUGAGGACGCUGAGGAGGCUGAUUGCGAAAGCGGACGUGCUGAUUGAUCCAUUCAGGCCGAAUGUACUGGAGAGGCUGGGUCUGGGUCCGGCUGAGGUCGAGAAGGGCUGGAAGGAAGAGGGGAUUGAGGGCAAUGCGAGGCUCGUAUACGCACGCUUGACCGGUUUCCAGCGGACGGGGCCAUAUGCAAACAUGGCUGGCCACGACAUCAAUUACAUUGCCCUCUCCGGCCUUCUCUCGAUGCUGGGGCCCCGCGGCGGCGCUCCUCAACCUCCGAUAAACCUUCUGGGCGACUUCGCCGGAGGCUCCCUCAUCUGUCUGAUUGGCAUCCUUCUCGCAUUGCUCGAGCGAUCAAAGUCUGGCAAAGGUCAGGUCGUCGAAGCCGACAUGGUCACUGGGGCGAGAUACGUGGCUAGUUUUCUCCUUCUGACAUCGUACUUGGAGCACCCUUCUUGGGGGAAAGUGGUGAAUAAUGGGACAGAUGAGGAGAGGGGAACGGGAAUGCUGGAUGGGGGAGCACCUUGGUAUGGCGUCUAUCGCUGCAAAGACGGCGGCUGGAUGAGCGUCGGCGCCAUCGAGCCGCAAUUCUAUUCUGCGCUUCUGUCGAUCCUCAAGGAAUCUCUCUCUUCCUCCUCACUGUCUCACCCUUCCCCGGCUGACCAACACAAGAAGGACGGCUGGCCUGCGCUGACACAGUACCUCACGGACGCAUUCCUAUCGAAGUCUCGGUCGGAGUGGGAGAACAUCUUUGUCAACACCGACGCCUGCUGUGUUCCGGUGCUCACCCGGGACGAGGCCGCCGUCUCGGGCAUCACGCCCGGUCGGUCGCAGGACCUCGUCGAUGGUGGAGAAACCGUGGUGCCCUCUCCUGCGCCGAGAUUGGCACGGACGCCGGCUAAGGUAGCCGCUGGAAGCCCUGAAGCUGGUGAAGACGAAGGAGAGUACGAAGCGUUGCUACCGUGUGGGGAGCACACGAGGGAAGUGCUAAAGGAGUGGGUGGGUCUCGGCGAGGAUGAGAUGACGGCCUUGGCGCGCAGCAGAGCGAUCAGCGGUGAUGGGCUUGAGGUCGAGGAGGACAACCUGAAAAGCAAAUUGUGA